This is a messenger RNA of Capsicum annuum, 1859 nucleotides long. RefSeq names its product AT-hook motif nuclear-localized protein 22. Gene Ontology annotation, molecular function: minor groove of adenine-thymine-rich DNA binding; DNA-binding transcription factor activity. The transcript is spliced from 2 exons. The record is from RefSeq and is a predicted model, not a curated record. NCBI's taxonomy places the organism in Eukaryota, Viridiplantae, Streptophyta, Magnoliopsida, Solanales, Solanaceae. Gene Ontology annotation, biological process: vegetative to reproductive phase transition of meristem. Gene Ontology annotation, cellular component: nucleus. Bases 389 to 1333 code for a protein of 314 amino acids.
GAGAAAGGGUAGCACAAGUAUAACCCAAACCUAUCAUCAAAAUUCUUCCAACUCAUUCUCUCUACCUAUUCUCUCCUUCCUAGCUCAUUUUCCCCAACCCUCACCGAAAGAGAAGGAAGAAGAUAUAUCAACAACAAAAACAAGGAUUGUACAUACACUUGCUUGUUAAGUACAUAGUGUUCAAAUAUGGUUGAUUCAUCUCUUUCUGCUGAUCAAUCCUUUUUGGGUCACUUCACUUUCCCUUUCCAACUCUUUUCUGGUGAAGGUUAGAACACAUUUAAUAAACUCAUCAAUUUCAUACUUCAUCUCUAUCAGCUAUCUUUCAGUCCAGCUAGAAUUUGCAAGUUCCCAAGAAGAAGAAAUUUAAAAGGAAACUUCCAGAAGAUAUAUGGAUCAAUUAACAGCUCAUGGCCGACCUCUUCCACCUCCUUUUCACACAAGAGAUCUUCAGUUACAAAAUACAAAUCCUCACCACCAGUUCCACCACAUACAACAACAACACCAGCAAGUACAAGCUGAAGAUGAACAGCAAAGCGGACACCGAAACCAGAAACGGGAUCGAGACGAUAACUACAGUUUAAAUCCUGAAUCCGGCUCUAUGGACAGUAAAGGAAAUACUACAGGAGGAGGAGGAGGGGAAGGGAGUGGAGAGGUCAAUAGAAGACCAAGAGGAAGACCAGCUGGUUCAAAAAACAAACCAAAGCCACCCAUCAUAAUCACUCGUGAUAGUGCUAAUGCUCUUAGAUCUCACGUUAUGGAAAUUGCCAGUGGCUGUGAUAUACAAGAAAGUAUCUCCAACUUCGCCACCAGAAGACAACGUGGUGUUUGCAUAUUAAGUGGUAGUGGAACUGUUACAAACGUUACAAUUAGGCAGCCAGCGUCUCCAGGCGCAGUGGUAACUCUACAUGGAAGAUUUGAAAUCUUAUCGCUCUCAGGUUCAUACUUGCCACCGCCAGCACCGCCAGCCGCAUCAGGGCUGACGAUAUACUUGGCCGGAGGACAAGGCCAAGUAGUUGGCGGUAGCGUUGUCGGGCCCUUGAAUGCUUCGGGGCCGGUGGUAAUUAUGGCUGCCUCGUUUGGAAAUGCAGCAUAUGAAAGGCUUCCACUUGAAGACGAAGAAUCUCCAGUGGGUCAACAAGGAAGUGGAGCAAAUUUACCAACUAGUUCUGGGAUAGUAAGUGCAACUAGUCAACAACAUCAAAGUGCAGCACAGCAAAUUAUGGGUACUGAUCCAAAUGCUAAUUUACUACAAGGGUUGCCUCAAAAUCUACUAAAUUCAUGUCAAUUACCAGCUGAUGCUUAUUGGGGAACAGCAGGUCGUCCUCCUUAUUGAUUCAAAAAAAAAAAGAAAAAAAAGAAUUGGGCAUUAACUUCAAAUUAAUUGUCCUUUUCUUUCUUUUUUUUUUCUAUUUGCAUAUUAUUAAUCUUGGACAUGGUUUCCCAAUUCCAAUAUUAUAGUACAGUAGUACUACUACUACUACUACAACUUCUUUUCCAUUGACCACCUUUACUUCAACUUCUUCAAAGUGUUAGUCGAGUUUGUGGAGUUAUUUAAUCUGUUUAUUAGUCAUGAACUUAGUUUUUGAUUAGUAAGGGAUGUAAAAUUUCAAGAAUCAUUUUGUGUUUUUUUCUUUUUCUUCUUCUUCUUCUUCUUCUUUAUUUUAUGUGAAUGGUAGCAAAAAAAUGUUAACUAAAGGGGUUAUAUGAAUUUUUCCUCAUGUUGUCUUGGAUAAUAAUCAAUCUUUCACUUGCUGCAGAAGCAAAAAAGCCUCUCCAAUGUUCAGGUUCGAUGUUUCGAUAUUUGUUUAAAUCCCCCCGUUAUGAGAUUUGAAAUUUCAAAAGUCAAUUGAAUUUUUCUU